Messenger RNA from Arabis nemorensis, 789 nucleotides. The record is from the annotation of a GenBank genome assembly. Lineage: Eukaryota; Viridiplantae; Streptophyta; Magnoliopsida; Brassicales; Brassicaceae.
AUGAUUCUCACAAAAAUCUCCUCCGUUUUUCUUAUCUGUCUCUUGGGUCUCUACUCUAAAACUGCCAAGUCCCAGUUCUGCGGCUGCUCUCCGAUCCUAUGCUGCAGUCAAUACGGUUAUUGUGGUACCUCCGACGUUUAUUGUGGUUCCGGUUGCCAAUCAGGUCCUUGCGGAAGAUUUAAAGAGCCUGCGGUGGUUGACAGGAUUGUGACACAAGGUUUCUUUGAUCGCAUUAUCAACCAAACCGAUAAUGGCUGCGCUGGAAAAAAAUUCUACACUCGUGAUACUUUCAUUAACGCAGCUAAUACUUUCCCCGACUUUGCUAAUUCUGUUACAAGGCGUGAAAUUGCUACCAUGUUUGCUCAUUUCACCCGCGAGACCGAACAUUUCUGCUACAUAGAGGAGGUAAAUGGGAGUUCACUUGACUACUGCGACGAAAACAACAGGCGAUACCCAUGUGCACCGGGUAAAGGCUACUUCGGUCGUGGUCCGUUCCAAUUAUCAUGGAACUACAACUAUGGAGCAUGUGGCCAAAGUCUUGGCCUUGACCUGCUACGUAUGCCUGAACUAGUGGGUAGCAACGCAACUGUGGCUUUCAGGACGGGUGUGUGGUUUUGGAUGAAUAGCGUAAGGCCGGUACUGAAUGAAGGAUUUGGAGCCACCAUUAAAGCCAUCAAUGGUAUGGAGUGUAAUGGUGGGAAUCCGGGUGCGGUCAAUGCAAGGAUAAAGUACUAUAGAGACUAUUGUGGACAAUUUGGUGUAGACCCUGGUGUCAACAUCACUUGCUAA